AUUACUUGACUUUCAGAUCAGGGUUUGCCGUUUGGAGAACAUUGUUUCAGCCUCUGUCGUUGGACUGUAUGCUUUUUAACAGAUGGGUACCCCAGUAAAGGAUGUUGUGAUUCCUGACAAUGCACAAAAGACUCUGCUGCUUCAGAAACAUGCUGACUACAUAGCUGCAUAUGGGGUCAAAAAAGAUGACUAUGAGUACUGCAUAACAGAAUAUUUGCGGUUGAGUGGAAUGUACUGGGGUCUGACAGUGAUGGACCUAAUGAAACAGCUGGACAGAAUGAACAAGGAGGAGGUUCUCCAGUUUAUUCAGCAGUGCCAGCACGAGUGUGGAGGGCUGGGUGCCAGUAUAGGUCAUGACCCCCAUCUUCUGUACACACUUAGUGCAAUACAGAUCCUCACAAUGUAUGAUGCUUUAGACGUGAUAAACACAGAAAAAGUUGUUGAGUUUGUCUGCUCUCUUCAGCAGGAGGAUGGCAGUUUUUAUGGAGACAAAUGGGGUGAAGUGGAUACUCGUUUUUCUUUCUGUGCUGUUGCCUGUCUUGCUUUAUUGAACAAAUUAGAUGCCAUAGAUGUAGAUAAAGCUGUAGAAUUUGUGCUAACUUGUAUGAACUUUGAUGGUGGGUUUGGUUGUCGACCCGGAAGUGAGACUCACUCUGGACAGGUCUAUUGUUGUGUGGGGAUGUUAGCUAUCACUGGAAGACUGCAUCAUGUGAAUGCUGAUCUGUUAGGAUGGUGGUUGUGUGAAAGGCAACUCCCCUCAGGGGGUCUGAAUGGACGGCCUGAAAAAUUACCAGAUGUGUGUUACUCUUGGUGGGUACUAGCGUCCCUUAAGAUUAUUGGAAAAAUUCAUUGGAUAGACAAGGACAAACUAAUACAGUUUAUUCUAGCUAGUCAGGAUGAGGAGACGGGAGGGUUUGCUGAUCGUCCUGGGGAUAUGGUAGAUCCCUUUCACACACUUUUUGGGAUUGCUGGUCUAUCAUUACUGGGAGAUGACAGAAUCAAGCCAGUGAAUCCCGUGUUCUGUAUGUCAGAGGAAGUGAUUCAGAGGGCGGGAAUAAGAGUAGAGCUGUUGUGAAGGAAACUACAAAUCAGGGUUAAAUACAAGCAACUACUGUGAUAUGAACACAUACACACACUCGAUCUAACACUUUUUUAAAGUGCUUAUUUAAAGGUUAUGAAAGGCAUUAAAAGUAAGCUACACAAUCUUUAUACAUGUACCAGGAAAGGCCUGUUAAAGACCAGUGAGUCAUUGAUGAAUUUUAUAAGAAGUGUAUCUAAACAUGUUUUGAAAAACAAUUUUAGAUUUACUUACACAUAUGGUUAGUUCCCUUUUACCUUGAUAAGAUAUUCACAUAGGUAAUGUAUAGCAGCAAAUCCCUUUAACAGAUUCUUCAAAUAAAGUACAUGUAUGUUACUGGAUAUACCCUAUAUGUAUGUCAAAGACACUAAGCAUGCAAAUGUUUUCUCUGUACAUGUACUAAAUAUCAUUUAUAUAUAAUCAUUUAAUUAAUAUGUUAAAUAUAAUUGUAAUGAAGAUGUCAGUAGAUUUAUAGUAAAGUUAACAAAAAUCAUGGUGUCAAUAUAUAUUGUUUUGUUUAUUGUAUUUAGAAAGAAUUAAUUUAAACUGUACAUGUCCUAAUCAUUAUUUAUUUUUCAAUGCAUAUAUUUACAUUUCAUACAACUGUAUAAUGUAAAUUUCAUUUGUUAAGGGAUAAAGUUGGUGAAAUUCAUAUGCUAUUUUUUUAAUGUGCAAUUGUGAUCAGAUCUUUAAUAAACAAUAAGAUGAG
Molecule: messenger RNA, 1787 nt
Organism: Saccostrea echinata
Lineage: Eukaryota; Metazoa; Mollusca; Bivalvia; Ostreida; Ostreidae
Product: geranylgeranyl transferase type-2 subunit beta-like
Exons: 8
Coding region: 83-1075 (330 amino acids)
Biological process (GO): protein geranylgeranylation
Cellular component (GO): Rab-protein geranylgeranyltransferase complex
Molecular function (GO): Rab geranylgeranyltransferase activity
Source: RefSeq, a predicted model, not a curated record